UGAAAGUUGGUCAAUAUUCGCUUGUAAGCACACAAAUUGAAAACGCAUGGUUACUUUUCGUGGUUAAAUUGCUCGGCAAACUGAUUGACAAUGUUUUCUGUCAUCAAACUACGCAUUGACUGAUUCUGUGCCUUAACAUCCUACACCAAAAAUUAGCUUCACCUUCUCACAAUUAUAAAGAUCAAACCAAAACAAGUGAAAAACUACUCGUAAACUUUGUUUGUCCAAACAUUGAGUUGAACUCGCAACAUCAUAAAAGUUGCAGCGAUUGAAAAACCUGGAAUGUUCAGGAACAAAACAAGUCUUAGCUUACAAGAAAAUCAUUUUGUGAACGUUAUCUUUCUAUUCAAACUUUUCUGAACACGUACUAUUUGGUUUCAAACACGUACUUUUGAUGAUAAAAGUUGUUUAAAUAAAACUAUGAAAAAAUUGAAUGAGAAAAACAAAAAUUUUGCAAAAUCUCGAUACUUGUAUUGUUCAUUGUUACGAAAUUUGUUUUGAUUUAAUGUUACCAAUCACGAAAACAUCAGAACUCUAUCUCAAUUCCAUUAAAAGUUAAUUGCUGCCAAGAAUAAGGACAAAAGAUAAAUCAUCGAACCGAAACUCAAGCCCAAAAACAGGUAAACUGAUUUGGUUGAAGCGAGAUGGAAGGCAAUUUAACGUGUGAAGUUGAGAGUGCGAGUGAAGUAAACUGCAAUGGAACGCUGUUCAGUUCAGCCGACCAAUCAGAAGACAUGAUUGAGCCAUUCAGUCUCUACUUCUGGAUCUACCUGGGCAUAUAUGUUGGACUCGUCAUAUCCGCUGGUCUCGCUUCUGGGCUGACUUUGGGUCUCUUAUCUCUCGACACCACCAUCCUUCAAGUGAUCUCUCGUGGCUCCUCUGACGAGAAAGAGAGAAAGCAAGCCAAGGCCCUCCUUCCCCUAGUGAAGAGACACCAUCUUUUGUUGGUGACUCUGUUGCUGACCAAUGCGGCUGCAGUUGAGUCUAUGCCGGUGUUUCUGGAUCGACUGGCUGGUCCUGUGACAGCAGUUUUGGUAUCAGUCACUGCUGUGCUGUUGUUCGGAGAAGUAAUCCCUCAAGCAGUAUGUUCUCGUUUCGGAACUGCCAUCGGAUACUACGCUAGACCACUGGUGUACUUUUUGAUGGCUGUGACCUUUGUGAUUUCCUGGCCCCUCGCCAAGAUACUGGACUGUAUUCUGGGACACAACCAUGGCACCUACUACAAGCGAGGCGAACUGGGUGCUCUGGUGGACAUAUUAGCAGAUGACAAUUCUGAAAAUCCAGAGCCACUCUCACAAGACGAGAAGUCCAUCAUCAAGGGUGCUCUAUUGAUGCGUAACAAAGCAGUGGGCGAUGUGAAGUACACGAGUCUGCGGGAUGUUCACAUGUUAGACUAUGACUCAACAUUCGACCAGGACACCGUUAAUUAUAUCAUCAAUUGUGGCCACUCUAGACUGCCACUGUUCAGCAAGAGGAGGACCAAUCUCCAGGGUCUCAUCAUCACCAAGCGACUCAUAGGGUGUGACCCCACUGCUAACAUUCCCAUGCGAGACCUCAAACUCUACAGGGGGCAUGACAUUAAGAGAGUUCAUGAGAAACGGGCACUGUUCGAUGCUCUGAAUGACUUCCAGGCGGGGGAACAUCUGGCUGUGGUGACCAGACCAGUCCAGGUCAAGACAGACACAUUAGACACUGGAGAGGUGGAGUGGCUACCUUCUACCGAUGAAAAUGAUGUUCUGGGAAUCAUCACUCUUGAGGACAUUCUUGAGGAACUAUUGCAGGAACCCAUCUACGAUGAGUCAGAAUUGAAGAUGGAGGUUCUGAAGAGUCUUCAUAUAUCUAUGAAGUCCCCCGGCAACAUCGCUGCUUCCCAGAGAGGGGGAGAGGACAUGGCUUCCAGUUGGGCCAGUAGGAGCCAGAGGGUAGUCAGACAGCCCAUGUUUGUGAGACAGUCUUCAACUGGAAAAAUUGCAACACCGACUUCCAAAACACCACUACUGAAGCGAAAAAAAUCUGCCGGCAUGCGACAGCAGAAACAAAGCAUAACGAGUAACACUUAUUCAAGUGUGGGGGGAGGGGGAGAACAAAGCGACUUAGGGGGGUAUAGCUACGUACAGUACCACUAUAGACCCAGUUUGAACAGCUCUGGGGGUCAUGUUAAUUUUGGGUCAGCUAUGGAAAGAGAACAGACAGCACAUAAUAAUGGACCUGCUUUUAACUCAAAUAACACUGAUAGAGAAGCAUUGCUACAAAAUGACAAUAAAUGGUGAUAAAAACUCGAGCUAAAUUCUAUAUCUUAUCUCAUAUUUUUAUUUUUUUAAAAGUUUGUUUCAUGUGAAUAAAAUAAGUUGAUUUUUA
This is a messenger RNA of Symsagittifera roscoffensis, 2358 nucleotides long. RefSeq lists its product as uncharacterized. Lineage: Eukaryota; Metazoa; Xenacoelomorpha; Acoela; Convolutidae. The coding region runs from base 645 to 2270 and encodes 541 amino acids. The record is from RefSeq and is a predicted model, not a curated record. Gene Ontology annotation, biological process: magnesium ion homeostasis. The transcript is spliced from 11 exons.